Messenger RNA from Staurois parvus, 972 nucleotides. The record is from the annotation of a GenBank genome assembly. NCBI's taxonomy places the organism in Eukaryota, Metazoa, Chordata, Amphibia, Anura, Ranidae.
UGGAGUUUGAUUUUGACGUGCACAAGAUCUUCUUGGACCCCAUCACUAAGCUGGAUAGCAAUCUCACCCCUGUGCGCCGACCCGCUCAUCUCCAGUUCUGAAGCUCAAAGACAAAUCAUGGCAGUCAUAGAUGAAAUUGGAAAAGCAUCCGCAAAGGCCCAGCGACUGCCUGCCCCAAUAACUAGCGCCUCCCGUAUGCAGACAAAUCAGCAUCAGUUGUAUAUUCUGAAGGACUGCACAGCUAAAACAGCUGGUCGAGGAGUGGUGAUUGGUUUUCUGAAGGUGGGAUAUAAGAAGCUAUUUGUGCUGGACCACAAAGGCUCCCAUAUUGAAGCAGAACCACUGUGCAUUCUUGAUUUCUAUAUCCAUGAAUCUCUUCAGCGCCAUGGCUUUGGGAAAGAGGUUUUUAGCUUCAUGCUCCGAAUAGAGCAGGUAGAACCUCAACAUUUGGCCAUUGAUCGUCCUUCUGAUAAGUUUCUUUCAUUCCUGAGGAAACAUUACAAUCUUCGUUCCACUAUCCCACAGGUUAAUAAUUUUGUUAUUUUUGAAGGCUUCUUCAGAGAUCGGAAAGCUCCAGUGAAGAAGUUGCCCCCCAAGCGACCAGAGGGAGAGAUCAAACCAUAUUCGCUGUCUGACAGAGAGUUUCUGAAACACGACGAAGGCCUCCCUUGGCCUUUCAGCCAGUCACCGUCAUCCCUUAAUCGUGUUGGUAGCCUUGGUUCUUCCCCUACACGGGCCCGACCAUCUCCCAGAGAAGAGGAGUUUGUGAAGUCCCUUCGGGUCUGCAGACCUCACUCGCUACAAAGAGCAGCCAAUGGGGAACAGGAAGAAUCUUCCCAGAGGAGAAGGACCAGUGAUAUGAACCUCUCCCGUGGACUCAUGGCUCAGCGAAAUUGUUACAGCCGCUACAUCUCCACCUCUCCUCCUCUUCUCCGUAGAGCUCCCCCUGAAGGUAUGUGCAGAUGUUUUUAA